This is a messenger RNA of Mangifera indica (mango), 1976 nucleotides long. RefSeq lists its product as uncharacterized. The coding region runs from base 228 to 1727 and encodes 499 amino acids. The record is from RefSeq and is a predicted model, not a curated record. The transcript is spliced from 9 exons. NCBI's taxonomy places the organism in Eukaryota, Viridiplantae, Streptophyta, Magnoliopsida, Sapindales, Anacardiaceae.
CUAGUAAAUCCAUCACUUUUAUUAAUCAAGGAAAUUGUUGUCUGGAACGAUCUUAAGUGGUUAAAGACUCUAAUCAAAUAGGAUAAUAUUCAUGAAGGGGUUAAAAUCUUUUUGCUUAAGAUGAUGAAACAUGGAGCAUCUAUAGGAAUUUGAACCCUUUACACAGCUGCUUUUGGCAAGUGGAUAAUUAUUGGUGUUGGAAAUUUUCAUGCCACCGUCCUUAUUAUAUGGGAUAUGGCUUUGCUAACUAUGGUCGGGCACCGGAUGCAUUGCCAUCUUUGGCAGCUAUCCGGUCUCAGUCGCGUUUUCUUGGAUUGCCAGCUUUCUCCUCUUUUGUUGGUUCACCAUCAUCUCUACAGCAAGGAAGUGACUUCUGUUUAUCUCAGGUUUACCAUCAACAAUCACAGUUUGAGGAAUUGGCAUUUUGGCAGUCAUUACAGAAGCAGCAAAAUAACAUAGCGCUGCCAGGCAGCCUCCAUUCUGAGCCACCACAGCAGCAUUUCAGAUUCAUUGAGCCUCUAAAGCCAUCACACAAGCAGCAUGUGGAGCCACCUUGGACAAAACAUUGUCAGUUUGAACAGCAGCAUCUCAAUUCCGCUGAAUGUCCACUGAAGAUAGGAAACCUACAUUCUCAAGAAGUUCUUUAUGCCAUCAGCCCCACACCACAUGAGUCACAAUCACAGCGGUUAGUUCUUCCCAGCUUGAGGAUCAAUGAAGGAAAAUCUGUUAGCCAGAAGCCUCCAUUAUUUAGUGGAACACAGUAUUUCCCUGGAAGACCUUCUUACAUGGGGAAGGAAAAGGGAUAUGGCUCUGCUGCUUAUGGUCAGGCACGAGAUGCAUUGCCGUCUCUGCCAGCUAUCAAGUCUCAGUCACUUGUUCUUGGAUUGCCAGCUUUCUCCUCUUGUGUUGGUUCACCAUCAUCUCUGCGGCAAGGAAGUGACUGCAGUUUAUCACAAAUUUACCAUCAACAAUCACAGGUAGAGGAAUUGGCAUUUUGGCAGAAGCCACAAAAUAACUUAGUGCUGCCAGGCAGCCUCCAAUCUGAGCCACCACAGCAGCAUUUCAGAUUCAUUGAGCCUCUAAAGCCAUCACACAAGCUGCAUAUGGAGCCACCAUGGAGCAACCAUUGUCAGUUUGAACAGCAGCAUCUCAAUUUCUCUGAACGUCCACUGAAGAUAGGAGACCAACAUUCUCAAGAAGUUCCUCAUGCCAUCAGCCCCACACCGCAUGAGUCACAAUUACAGCGGUUGGUUCUUCCGGACUUGAGGAUCAAUGAAGGAAAAUCUUUUAGCCAGAAGCCUCCAUCAUUUAGUGGUGGACAGGAUUUCCCUGGAAGAGCUUCUUACAAGGGGAAAGAAAAGGUGACUUCAUUUUCAACUGAUGUAGAAAACUUAAGUUCAGAGCUGGAGUUCAUGCAUAAGCCUCAACCUGUGAGAAGUGAUGUUACAUCAGAUAUAGAAAUUGAGGAUCCAACAAGGAAUUCCCUAAGGGAAUUCAUGGAGGUGCUAAAAGAUUGUAGCCCUCCAGGAGCAGAGAUUGCUGAUCCAUAUGGGGACUCCAUUGGGCCAUUGUUUGAUAUCCCCUACUUUUCCAGAGUCACCUGUUCUUCUGGCUUCUCAGGUCCUGCUAGCAGUUUGAAGAAUUUCCCUUCACCCUAUUGUGCAAAGGAUUUGCACUCUAGAAAAGGCAAACAAGUACUGAACCCAAACAAGAGAAGACGGAUUUAAAGAUUCGCGAUCCUCUAGCUGGUAAUAAGUUCUACCUUUCUUCUGGUGGACAUAUUUUGAAGCUUUUUGGAACCAUUAGCCCCCAGACUUUUAGUGCUUGUUCAAAUAAAAUGAAUUUUCUUUGCUUUAAAACUCUGUUUUAGCAAUUUUCUGUGUUUUGUGAAACAUUGUCCAUGUUUUCAUUGGUCAUGAACCCUUGAACAAGGCAAGAAUUUCUUUUAAUAGAAGUCCUAAAUUUUGAAGGUCAAA